UAGACAAUUUCGAGCGUGUUGAUGGAUUUAUUUUGUCAUUUUUCUGCAGAUGGUUGGUAGGGACAGCUAUGAUGAUGGGGCUUCCCGCCACUUCUUUUUCUGGUAGUGUUUCUCAGCCGAUAUCCCCGAGAUGAUAUCAUGGACGUAAGGCAGUAUCACCUGGAAGAUAUCUAAACAAAGCAUUCGAUAGACUCGAGACAGCUCUAUAAAGAUCAACUGUCUGCCGCUGUUUGUGAGGAGUUUGGAGUAAACCAGCAACUGCUCAUUUUCCACAUCACACAUCAAUUAAGCACCUCACCUUCACAAUGAGCAACGCCCCAAUUAUUCUCAUCACAGGUGCGAACACGGGCAUUGGGUUUGAAGUCAUUAAGGCCUUGGUAGAUUCGCCAAAUGCCUAUACCAUUCUCCUUGGUGGUCGAUCCAUCCAAAAGGCGAAAGAUGCGGUAAAACUUGCCAAGGAGCAGUUUCCCAAUUCCCAGAGCACCUUGUCCGCUAUCCAAGUCGACAUCGAAGAUGACGCCUCAAUCUCGAAAGCCUUUGAAGAAGUGUCUACCAAAUAUGAACGACUCGAUGUUCUCAUUAACAAUGCCGGGGCUCUGUUCGAUUUCGAAAUCCAGUCUGGCCGUAUGACCAUGAGAGAGGCCUGGAACAAGUCCUGGAACGUUAACACCACCGGGACCCAAAUUAUGACACACACUUUUGUCCCCCUGCUACUAAAAUCCUCCGAUCCACGACUCUUGUUCGUCACCAGUGGUACUUCUAGCCUCACCGAGACUGAAAGUAGCGACAUGUGGGUAAACAAAGUCCCAGCCAAGGGUUGGCCUAAGCAAGCAAUUUCAAUGCCAUCUUAUCGCAGCAGCAAGACGGGUAUGAACAUGAUGAUGCGUGAGUGGGCGAGGGUGCUCACGGAGGAUGGGGUGAAGGUUUGGUGUAUUUCUCCAGGGUUCCUUGCGACGGGCCUUGGUGCUGGACCAGCGGCGAAUAAAGAGAUGGGCGCGGGAGACCCGGCCCUUGGUGGCAAAUUUAUUAAGGAUGUUGUUGAGGGGAAGCGGGAUCAAGAUGUGGGGAAGGUUAUUCGCUCUGGCAGCAAUCAGCCUUGGUAAUGACACCUCGAGUGUGCUUUUGAGUGUGUUUUUGAGUGUGCUUUUGAGUGGUGGUGUUUGCCGUAAAGUCUCCAUAUGAGGAGGUCAUUAUGGGACAGGUAUCGUUAAAAACAAC
Pseudogymnoascus verrucosus is the source of this 1218-nucleotide messenger RNA. RefSeq lists its product as uncharacterized. The coding region runs from base 306 to 1103 and encodes 265 amino acids. Lineage: Eukaryota; Fungi; Ascomycota; Leotiomycetes; Thelebolales; Thelebolaceae. The record is from RefSeq and is a predicted model, not a curated record. The transcript is spliced from 2 exons.